AGUCAGAUGUUUGUUAUUGUUUUUGGACAGCUGAAACGGAAUUUUAUUAAAUAAAUAAAUGUAUGUCGCAUGAACAGCCGCGAAUUUGUCAACUUUCAAAAUCAUGAAAGGCGGAACUUUUCGCAACACGCAAUGGGAUCCGACGCUGCUAACCUCCCAAAUAAUAUCGAUGCAGUUCUGCGUGUACUUCACACUUGGCCUGCUUGUGUUUGUGGCCAACAAGUUGUCUGGCGACAACUACACUCUGGACCAUUUAUUCGAAUAUCGUGAAAUACACAUAUACGACCUGGGCGGCAGGCUGGUCAUUUGCGCCUUUGUCGUAAAUGCGUUUGUGGCUUCGCUGGCUUUGUGGUGUAUAGUGAGACGGGCGAAGCUGUGUCUGGACUUCAGCUGUACCUUCCAUGUUCUGCAUUUGCUGAUCUGCUGGUGGUACAAUCGUUCAUUCCCCGCGAAUGCCUCCUGGUGGCUGCUAAACGUCAUAACAGGAACCAUCAUGUGCAUAGGUGGGGAAUUUCUCUGUCUUCAAACCGAAAUGAAAGAGAUUCCAGUGGGCUACGCUGCGCUCAACCAAAAGUCAGACGUUUGAUGGUCGCCAAUGGCAUCCCACACCACUUGUGAUGCUUGUUAGCUUUCCCCAAGCCACCCAAUUCUCUAACGUACAUGUAAUUUAUUGUUAAACUAGAAUACGAUUACAUAGCAUAUACCCUGU
Molecule: messenger RNA, 709 nt
Organism: Drosophila subobscura
Lineage: Eukaryota; Metazoa; Arthropoda; Insecta; Diptera; Drosophilidae
Gene: Sys1
Product: protein SYS1 homolog
Exons: 3
Coding region: 104-586 (160 amino acids)
Biological process (GO): Golgi to plasma membrane protein transport; Golgi to endosome transport; protein localization to Golgi apparatus
Cellular component (GO): trans-Golgi network; Golgi membrane
Source: RefSeq, a predicted model, not a curated record